AUGAAUCCAAACACUUGGAGAAUGGCAGAAACUGAAUGGAAAGAUAUAUCUGGAUCAGACCUAUGUGAUCGUUGUGAUGAAGUGAAAAAUAUAAAAAACAAAAAAGUCAAAUGUGGUGCUGAGAUCCAAUGCGCUUGUGGUUUGGGAUAUUAUUGUAAAACUCCUAAUUGUCGUGGUAGUUAUCUUGAUUACUGUGAUAAGGUAGAACAUCGUUUGGUUUGCGGUGUUGUCCAUCCUGAUCAACCAAACCUCCAUCAACCACCUCAAGAUCCUUAUCCUUCUGAUUAUAUGCUUCCAAUGGUAGACUCUGAUUGGUAG
Molecule: messenger RNA, 318 nt
Organism: Melampsora larici-populina 98AG31
Lineage: Eukaryota; Fungi; Basidiomycota; Pucciniomycetes; Pucciniales; Melampsoraceae
Exons: 2
Coding region: 1-318 (105 amino acids)
Source: RefSeq, a predicted model, not a curated record